Molecule: messenger RNA, 285 nt
Organism: Scutellospora calospora
Lineage: Eukaryota; Fungi; Glomeromycota; Glomeromycetes; Diversisporales; Gigasporaceae
Source: the annotation of a GenBank genome assembly
AGCAAUAAAGAAGAGUACGAGCAACUAAAUCUAAUUCUAGAGGAAGCACCAAUAAAGAAAGCAAAUAAAACGAAUGAUGAUAAGCAAAAUGAGAUAAGAAGAGUAGAAAGUCUGAAUACAAAUAAAGAAGAAAGAGAAAAGCAAGCAAAGUUAGAACUAGAAGAGAUUGAGAAAAAAAAAAGCGAACUAAGAGAAGAACAAGUGAAGAUCCAAAUAAACCAAAUUAAAAACAAAAGAAAAGGAAAGAUGAUAUAUGAAGAAGACAAAAUAAAAGGAAAAAUAUAA